AUGAAUCUCGAACACGGUAGAGAUUACUUUAUUCCUGUCAUGGCGCAGUAUUAUCCCAGGGUUUUCGGCGUAUCCUUGGAACAUUUGCUGACGAAGAAAAAAGACACGGUUGUUGGAAACUUGAUUGACUUCGUUUAUCGCCUGGUGUGUGCACUGCAGCUUCUUGCCCCGAAAAUGGAUCUGAACGACGUUGCCAAUAAUUCCACUUUCAUCAUCGUGAGGAACGCAUUGGAGCAUGAUUUCCCGAAAGAUCUAACGGAACUGCAAGUGCCUCCAGUGGCUUUAUACAGCGCUUUGAUGAGGUUGAUCGAUACGCUGAAAGAACCUUUGAUACCGGCCAGUCAACUUCGUGAGAUACGGGUAGCCAGUAAUGAUCCGACAGCUUUAUGGAAAAUUAUUUCUUCACUGCCACCUGUGAAUGCCUCACUUCUUGAGUAUAUCCUUGAUUACCUCCGAGAGCUGAUAGCCCAGUUCCCAUCGGCAGCGACUGAUCAGCUGGUUGCAUGGGCCGAUGUGCUGUUCCGCGGCGGUGCCUUGCUGACCACCGUACCGCAUCUGGAACCGCGAGUGGUAGCACUGCGCAGCUUGUGUGCCUAUAGAAAGGAUGUUGCCAUAUUCGGCAUUUCAUAG
Cooperia oncophora is the source of this 630-nucleotide messenger RNA. The record is from the annotation of a GenBank genome assembly. NCBI's taxonomy places the organism in Eukaryota, Metazoa, Nematoda, Chromadorea, Rhabditida, Trichostrongylidae.